CCACAUACGAUAUCAUCAAUAGCAUCGUAAAAACCGGCCCUUGCAAGAGAGAGAGAGAGAGAGAGAGAGAGAAAAGAAAAACCUUCUUCUCUCUUUUUCUCUCAAAGAGAGAAAAACCCAUGUUGGAAAAGCUGUAAUUUUGAGCGUAGAUCGAGAUGGGCACACCAAAAUCAGAUCAGAAGAGGCCUGAUGGGCUUAUAGAUGGCUUCUCUGCAACCUCUCCUACAAAGAUCUUCUGGAAUUCUAGAAAACGAACUGCCAAUGGCCAGAGUUUGGACCAGGUGAUGGAGGAAAGCCUGAAAGAAGGUAGCAAAACUGAUGAUCCAAUGGGAGCCACAGAAAAAAUGGAGGACAAAACACCUGUGCUCUCUGAUCGUCGAAAGGCACUCUUUGAACCAUUGGAGCCAACAAACAUCUCGAAUGAGCGACGGCUGCGGCCGUCGGCAGAAACAUUGCUCCCACCGCCGGAUUUUGAUGAUGCAUCUUACCCGCGCGGCUGGCUCGUCGGGAAGAAACGGAAGUUGGUUAAUGUGGACGUUGUCGAGAGCAUGCGGCGGAUUGCAGUUCAAGAAAUGAACAGGAAGAGAGAUCGACGGCCUGAACGAGCAGUUGGAAGAAGAUGCGCGGUGCCUGGAACACCUGCAGCUGCAGCUUCUGCAAGAAAAAAGCAAGCGGGCCGAUGUGGAGAGGGAGAAAGCCCUGCUUAAAGAACAGGUAUCAAUGCUGAUGAGCAUGCUGCAGGAGAACGAAAACGACAUAGGAAUGGACGACGAACAUGGGCCGUCGGAUGAUUCUUGAUCAUGAUAUAUCUUUAUUCUUUAGUAAGUGGAUGGUGAAGCUUGCAUAUGCAUUACAUAUGGAUAUCAGUGUUGGGAUUGUAUUCUUCUUGUUCAUUUGUAUACAUUACAGGUUGCUGUAUGGAGUUGGAGAAGAUUGCAUGCACAUAUAUGUAAUAGAUCUCUUAUUUA
This is a messenger RNA of Magnolia sinica, 968 nucleotides long. Its product is annotated as protein HEADING DATE REPRESSOR 1. The transcript has 3 exons. Gene Ontology annotation, biological process: regulation of flower development. Lineage: Eukaryota; Viridiplantae; Streptophyta; Magnoliopsida; Magnoliales; Magnoliaceae. Bases 156 to 707 code for a protein of 183 amino acids. The record is from RefSeq and is a predicted model, not a curated record.